AUGGAGAAACGACAGACAGUGAAGAUGGUGCCAUCCCCUGAUUGGAUCGUAGGAGUGUCUGGUCUGGAGCUGUGCCUCUCGAACUGUACCUGGGUCGAGACCUAUGUGAGGAACUUAUAUCCUUGGGACGCUGGCACUGACAGUGGAGUAACCUAUCUCAGUCCAGAUAACAAGACUGAACCUAAGGAUCGCAUUAGAAGGAUCACAGCUGCUUUCCCCUCUGAUCCAAAUUCUCCAUUUUACUCGUCUUCUGGUGAAUUGAAGCCUCUAGCACGACUUUAUUUGACAAGACAGAGAUUGUAUGAAAAAAGUUGCAGUGGGUCAAAUACUGAAAAUCCUGAAGAGCCUGUUUCAUCCAGAAACUGUUCAGUGGAUGAAUGGUCAGAUUGGAGUCCAUGCUCUGUGUCAUGCAGCGAAGGAGUGAGGGUCAGACACAGAAGAACAUAUGGUAGUGAUUGUAAAUUUGAAGAUGGUGAAGAGAGGGAAAUCUGUGUGGAGAAAAAAGAGUGCAUUUUCACAUCCGAAGAGGCAAAAGAGAUUUGCGUGUUACCAAAGCCUUCAGGACCAUGUCGAGGAACAUUUGAGAAAUAUUAUUUCAACACUGAAACUGCUUCAUGUACUAAGUUUAUCUCAAGUGGUUGCCCCGAUAGCCUAAACCAGUUUGACAAGUUGGAAGAUUGUGAAAAAUCUUGCGCUUCGGUCAAAGAUUCCUAUGUCACUCUCAAGGUUCUUGAUACUGGUCUUGGGGAUCCUAAGGAUUCCGUAGAAUCCAUUGUUUUCCACCUUGGCUCCCAUCACCUGCCAGCUAUCGACACCUGGGACCCUACCAUUUUGAAUCCAGACAUCAAAGAUUGCACCAGCAUUCCCGCUUCUGUCCCUCUUUGCCAGAGGCAUGGAGUUUCCGGGCUAGGACCUGGUGUGCUUCAGAACUGGCCCGGGCUUGCACAAACCGGUUUCUUUGCAGCUAAGGCUGGUGUACCCGACAGCGCAGUCCCAGGCUUUGCUUUGAGCCUCUUUCCUUCUCUGAGCACCAGAGAACUUUGA
Nezara viridula (southern green stink bug) is the source of this 1044-nucleotide messenger RNA. NCBI's taxonomy places the organism in Eukaryota, Metazoa, Arthropoda, Insecta, Hemiptera, Pentatomidae. The record is from the annotation of a GenBank genome assembly.